Molecule: messenger RNA, 576 nt
Organism: Sturnus vulgaris (Common starling)
Lineage: Eukaryota; Metazoa; Chordata; Aves; Passeriformes; Sturnidae
Gene: MXD3
Product: MAX dimerization protein 3
Biological process (GO): regulation of transcription by RNA polymerase II
Molecular function (GO): protein dimerization activity; RNA polymerase II cis-regulatory region sequence-specific DNA binding; DNA-binding transcription factor activity, RNA polymerase II-specific
Source: RefSeq, a predicted model, not a curated record
AUGGAGCCCGCGGCCACCAGCAUCCAGGUGCUGCUCCAGGCGGCCGAGUUCCUGGAGCACUGCGAGCACCGAUACCCACUCGGCCUGGCCGAGGCCGAGCACGGCUACGCCGCGCUCUGCCCUGCGCCGUCGCGCCGGGCCGUGGGUAGCGUCAGGUCGAUGCACAACGCGCUGGAGAAGCACAGGAGAGCCCAGCUCCGGUGCUGUCUGGAGCGGCUGAAGCAGCAGGUACCGGUGGGUACGGGGCCAUCCCGUUCCACCACGCUGAGCCUCCUGCACCGUGCCCGACUUCAUAUCCAGAGGCUGGAGGAGCAGGAACUGAGAGCACGAAGGGCCAAGGACCAGCUGCGGGACCGACAGCGGAGCCUGCAGCGGCGGCUGGAACUGCUUCUCUUGCCCACUGAUGGGGAACGGGCACGGGCUGACAGCCUGGACUCGUCCCGGCUCUCAGAGCCCUCCGAGGAAGAGGAUGCCGAGGUAGAGGUAGAUGGUGUGGUGUUCAGCGGGGACCUGCUGCCCAGCUUUGGCACCGGGAGGGACCACAGCUACUCCAGCCCCCACAGCCCGGCAUCCUGA